Messenger RNA from Lytechinus pictus (painted urchin), 3206 nucleotides. Its product is annotated as C-myc promoter-binding protein-like. Gene Ontology annotation, cellular component: cytoplasmic vesicle. The transcript is spliced from 4 exons. The coding region runs from base 223 to 768 and encodes 181 amino acids. Lineage: Eukaryota; Metazoa; Echinodermata; Echinoidea; Temnopleuroida; Toxopneustidae. Gene Ontology annotation, biological process: regulation of Rab protein signal transduction. The record is from RefSeq and is a predicted model, not a curated record.
GGUACAUGGUAAUUGCGAUCUGUGGUUUAAGCGUUGAAGUUGAUUAUGUGGUAGAAUUCUGAGUAUAUCUUCUGGAUAGAUAGAACUUGUUUAUCAUCACUUGCUGAUCAGAGUGAAGGGACCCGCAAACAACCUGCUCUAUCACUUGUUACAUGUACAUGUGUACUUUAAAGAUAUCUAAUUCACCUCUUGUCAUGCUGACAUAGGACGGUCCAAUUCAAAAUGGAGGACGGCAGUGGCCAAAGGGUCGCUGAUUAUUUUGUGGUGGCCGGUUUGACAGAGACAUCUCGGCCACUUGACGAAGAGUUCUUAGGAGAAGGACCAAGGAAACCUCCCAAGAACCUUGCCCCUAUCAUAGAUAUUGCUGUUAUUAUUAAGAGUCAAGGAGAGAAGAUCCCAACAGGAUUUACCUGUGUAGAGUCCACACCCAGUGGGCUACCAGCUGAUCUCAACCAUGGAAGUUUAGCCAGCCCUUCUAUUUUUAUCUGCAUCCGUAGGGGCUAUGAAAAACCCCCUCUUACUGAUAUUGGGAUCUUGUAUGAGGGUAAGGAGAGGGUGAUGCCGGGCUGUGAGAUUGUCAGCCACACCCCCAACGGCCACCCGGCCAAUGUGAGCAACCGAAUAGGAGUUAAUAACCAGAGGGCAUACAUCACCUAUCGUCGAGCAUCCGAGAAUGCUCCCCACAAUUCGUUGGCUGUCAUUGACAUUUGUGUUAUCCUCAUGAACAAGGUACUGUAUGCAUGCAUUUUUAUAACGAUAUUUAAUUAAUAAUUAUAAUCUCGUGCAUUUUAGAAAUAAGAGAAUUCUCAUUGCACAGUACCCUGAAGACAAUAUGUUCUUCAACAUUAUUAUUUUUUUACAUGUCAUCAGCCAACAUAAUCAUUUGUAAGUUUUGCAAAGAAUAUAAUACCUGUAUGAUUUUCUGCUUUGUAGGAUCUUUUUGUCUUUGAAAGAUUAAAUCAUGAAAGUUAAUUAGGGAAGAAGGAUGCAGAAAUAGUUCCGUCUUCUUUGAACUUGGCCAUUCCAUUAAAAAUUAUCUUGUAAUUAUAAUUGAUACUGUUGCCUUUCAUAUAUGCUCUCUUCUUCUAUCUCUCUUUUUCUGUUUCUUGCUUUCUCUCUCUUUCCCCUGGUAUCUUUCUUGCUUUCUUUCUAUCUCUCUUUCUGUCUCUCUACUUCACAUCCUCAAUUUUGUGUUGAGUUUGAGGAUGUUUGUGCACAAGCACGUGACCUUUAGCUUUAUGUUAGGAAAUGUCAUUAAGUAUUAAAAGAAUGAACAUUAUGAUUAUGGUUGACACGACAUGGACAUGAAAUAAUAAGAAUAUGAUUGUCACGUCAUUUAAAUGGCAUAGGAAUGUUUUAUUUGCUCUGUCAGCCCACUCUCUUGAGACAAAUGAAAAUACAAUCAAUAUAACAUUAAUCUGCAGGCACAGACCCUUGGUUUUCACAAUUCACAUAGUGUAAAAUGCAGAGUCUGAAUUAGUGAGACUAGAUUCACUAUGUAUUGUGGCUGGUUCUAUUUGACUCAGACAGAGUCUUUGGAGUUUAGUCUUCACUCUAGACCUGUUAUUGGUUGAAGUGUCAAAUAUGAGUCUGUGCUUGCAGACUAUUAAAACAAACAUGUCCCUCUGAGAAAGAUUGAUGUAAACACCAAGAAAUAUCAAAUACCAAAAUUACUUGUCUCCCAAUACUCACUGCAGAACAUAUUGUAUCUGAGCAUGAUUCCAAUUGUCCUGGAUAAUUAAUUCAGUAUUGCGGUUUAAAUCUUUUACCGAUUGCUGCUGUAGAUUUUGAUUGCGGCUUCUUGCUGUCAUGAGGUGCAUAUAAAGCUUGCAGAAAACAAUUUUGUUGGAAAUGCUUGUUUGGAAAAUGGAGAAAAAAAUGCACCUUUUGAAAUGUCAAGUUUACCAUUUUAAGAUGUAAUCACUCAGAAUACAUGCAAGAAGUAGCUUUGCAAAAUAGUAACUUACAUAAAAAUCUACAUAUUUGUAUCUUGCUUUGCUUUAAGUAUCAAUAGUACACAUGGAAGGUUUAACAGGAUACUUUCAAACAUAUAAAAUGUUCAGCCUCAUACUUAAUUAUUAUUUUUUGCAAAAUAUUAUUAGAUAUAUCAAGAGUUUUUGUGUGUGUGUUUAUUUGGAUUAUAGAUGAAAAUACAGUGCUGUGUGUUUGAUUCAAUUAUCAACCAUUUAAUGCUCUAUUAAUCACCCAGCUUCAGGCUUCAGCAAGGAAGAUUAUUACAAUUAAAAAAAGUGAAAGAGUAUAAGAAAAUUGAUCAAUUAACAGUGAAUAAAUAAAUGACUAAAAUUAAAUGAAAAUGAAUGAAUGAAUAGAACAAUCAACUUCAAAUGAAUGAAGUUCAAAUAAUCAAUAACUUGAAGGAAUAUAUACCGUAUGGUGUAUUUCAUUAUUUUCUAUUUUUUUAUUUUGUAUACUAAUAGAUAUCCAAACAUGAUGAGAAAAUAUACAAUGUACAGUGCAUACACAACAGAAACAAUACUUCAAAUCAAUCAUUCACUUCUAGGCAUAAUUGGCAUGUACAUGUAUACACAUACAUGUAGGCCUACAUGAACACGAUUCAACACAUACAUGUAUGCAGGUUCAUGAACAUUGUAUUUGUUGUAUACAUGUGUACUCUGUCUCUGUACAUUAUAUUGCAAUUCAAAAAGGCAAAACAAAUGGAUAAUUUCUGUGACUUAACAAUGCUGUACACGUUGCUCAAUUGUGCGUAGCUAUUUGGCAUCAAAACGAUCAUGAGGUCAGAUGAGAAAUAAAAGGAACAGCGCACAACAUGUUGGCUUAAAACCAAGAGAUAUUUGUACAGACUUUACUGCUGGGAUUUAAUAGGAAAUGGUACACGUAAUUCUGCAGUAUUAUCAAACAUUUCCUAAUUGGACUUUAUUCCCUAAUAUUGGUUAAUAAAAAGUAAUCUUUCAAUUUUGGUAAUUUUGCCAAAUGAAAUGUGAUGAGAGUAUUGUUAGUUCAUACAGACUUUUAAAGGUAUUUGUGUUUAUUUAUUUAUUUAUUUAUUUAUUUCAAAUAUUUAAAAGAAGGGUAGCCCAAUCAGCAACAAGCUGGUUUACGUUUGGGCCCUUCGUAAACAAACACAAAUAUAAAACAUGGUGAUACAUUCGAUUAUAAACAAAGAAUAGAGCAUAAAUACUAAUAUUGAAAAAAUUAAAUAAUGAAAUAAUCAUAAUUAACUAUGG